This is a messenger RNA of Triticum urartu, 1936 nucleotides long. RefSeq names its product leucine-rich repeat extensin-like protein 7. Gene Ontology annotation, molecular function: protein binding. The record is from RefSeq and is a predicted model, not a curated record. Lineage: Eukaryota; Viridiplantae; Streptophyta; Magnoliopsida; Poales; Poaceae.
AAACCCAUGAGCAUCCAUCCACGCCACACCACACACAGCCCGCCGCGGGCUACCAUGCGUACACAGACGGCAAUGCCGACCACCCUCCUCUUCCUCGCGCUGCUCCUCGUCCCGCACCUCGCCGCCGCAGCAUCCACGCCCGGCCACCAGCGCCGGCUGCUCCAGAGCCACGGCGCCGACGACGGCAGCGACGUCUUCGUCGACCCGUCCUACGCCUUCGCCAACCCGCGCCUCCGCGACGCCUACGUCGGGCUGCAGGCCUGGAAGCGCGCCAUCCUCUCCGACCCGCGCAACCUCACCGCCUCCUGGUCCGGCCCCGACGUCUGCUCCUACUACGGCGUCUUCUGCGCGCCGUCCCAGGCGGACCACUACCUCACCGUCGUCGCCGCCGUCGACCUCAACCACGCCGACCUCGCCGGCCACCUCCCGGAGGCGCUCGGCAGGCUCGCCGACCUCUCCGUCUUCCACGUCAACUCCAACCGCUUCUGCGGCCUCGUGCCGGCCUCCUUCCACGCCAUGCACCUCCUCCACGAGCUCGACCUCAGCAACAACCGCCUCGUCGGCGCCUUCCCCGACGUCGUGCUCCGCCUGCGCAGCCUCAGGUACCUCGACCUCCGCUACAACGAGUUCGAGGGCCCCGUGCCCAAAGAGCUCUUCGACCUCCCGCUCGACGCCAUCUUCAUCAACUCCAACCGCUUCCGCUUCCAGAUCCCCGACAACGUCGGCAACUCGCCGGCCUCCGUCCUCGUGCUCGCCAACAACGACUUCGGCGGCUGCCUCCCGGCCUCCGUCGCCAACAUGUCCGGCACGCUCAAUGAGAUCAUACUCAUGAACACCGGGCUCAAGUCCUGCGUCCCCCCGGAGCUCGGCAUGCUCACCGCCCUCACCGUGCUCGACGUCAGCCACAACCAGCUCAUGGGCGCCAUCCCCGCCGAGCUCGCCAACCUCCACAGCAUCGAGCAGCUCGACCUUGGUCACAACCGCCUCACCGGCGACGUGCCGGAGGGGAUCUGCCACCUGCCGCAUCUCCAGAACUUCACCUACUCCUACAACUACAUCACCGGCGAGCCGCCGGUGUGCAUGCACGUCAAGGCAUUGGACGAUCGCCGGAACUGCAUCCCGAACCGCCCUGACCAGAGGUCAACCGAACAGUGCCAAUUCUUCAACAGCAACCAUGUCAACUGCGACGCCUUCAGGUGCAAGAAGUUCGUGCUGCCGUCGCCGCCACCUCCUCCGCCUUCACCACCGCCACCAACCCCGUCUCCUCCGCCACCUUCACCACCGCCGCCGUCGCCUCCUCCACCAACCCCGUCUCCUCCACCACCUUCACCUCCACCCCCGUCUCCAUCACCCCCACCUCCGUACUACGAGGUCUCACCUGAGGAACGGUACCUUUCGCCGCCACCUCCAGCGUACCAAGAGCCGACAACGCCUCCCCACUACGAGGUGCCAGCUCCCUACUACGAGGUGUCACCGGAGGACCGGUACCACUCACCGCCACCCGCAGCUUACCAAGAGUCUCCACCUCCGCCCUACUACAAGGUGUCACCAGAGGACCGGUACCUGUCGCCGCCACCUCCAGAGUACGAAGAGCCGACAACACCGCCCCACUACGACCUACCAGCGCCGCCCAACUACGAGGUGUCACCGGAGGACCGGCACCUCUCGCCGCCACCACCGACGACGUGGAAGCUGCCGGCGUACGACUACUCGUCGCCGCCUCCACCGGCUGCCGGGCAGCCAUGAAGUUGAUUCUUUUCGGGAUUUUUUUCAUACAUUCUGAUCAUAUACGAGUUUGCUGUGGUGAAACAAUGCCGUUAAUAUCCUUGGUGUGUUCUUCUUCUUCUUCUUCUUCUUCUUCAUUCUUCUCUACUCCCAUUAUUAAUUUGUUCUUGUUUUUAAUUUGUGAAUGAAAUAUAGAAGAUGGAUUCGAUAA